UAGUUUUUAAAGCGGCGGCGCUCCCAUCUUUUAGGGUUUAUCAGGUAUGUCGCAGGACGCAUCGCGAGUGAUCCGAUCGUUCCGCCCUUCGGGGCCUAUGUUCCCGAUGAAGGCCGUGCCCGCCGUGCUGGGCUCCUUCGUCUUUGCCUACGUUUGCCAGGAUCUCAUCUCCAAUCGCAAGAUCUUUGGAGGCACCACUCCGCGCACCAUGACGCCCGAGUGGAUCGCCGAGACGGAGAGGAGGUACGAUGAGGGCUGGCCGCGCACGGCGUCGGAGAAUCCAGUAGUGAUGAACCCUAUUUCUCGAAGGAACUGGCGCAAGGUGGAGUAAAACGAAGAGAGAGCUCGAGAAAUAAACAAUGUAGCGCAGGUGCUUAAGCUCUUAAGACGAGGUUUUUUUUUGCUUUGUGUUAAUCUAAUCCGAUAACGUAAAUUCGUGGUCGAGAAGUGGAA
This is a messenger RNA of Selaginella moellendorffii, 453 nucleotides long. RefSeq lists its product as uncharacterized. The record is from RefSeq and is a predicted model, not a curated record. The transcript has 2 exons. Bases 47 to 331 code for a protein of 94 amino acids. NCBI's taxonomy places the organism in Eukaryota, Viridiplantae, Streptophyta, Lycopodiopsida, Selaginellales, Selaginellaceae.